This is a messenger RNA of Closterium sp. NIES-65, 1194 nucleotides long. The record is from the annotation of a GenBank genome assembly. Lineage: Eukaryota; Viridiplantae; Streptophyta; Zygnematophyceae; Desmidiales; Closteriaceae.
AUGGCGUGCCCAGCUAUGGCAAUCCCCUCUACAAGCACCGCCAGCAGCCUCUCGCUCCGCUCCACCUUUCUCUCCGCAUCCGCCGCGUCUCUCCUCCCCCGUGUCGUCCCCCCGUUCCGGUUACCAAACGGCAGCUCCGCCAUUGGCCGCUCGUCUAGACGACGCUGCGCGCUAGUACCCGUCAGAGCUGCGACAGGCGCCAGAAGUAGCGGCAGCAGGAAUCCGGCAGCGAAGAAACGCGGAGAAGUAGCAGCAGCAGCAGCAGCAGCGGGAGCAUCGGCAGCCACCACGACGGCAGCGGAGAGCACGGACGAUGCGACAGGCGAGCAGCGGCCGUUGCUGGGCUGCCCGGUGUGCUUCCAACCGCUCUCCAUCUCCGGGUCCCGCUCCGCUCGGACCUUCAACAUGAACACGGCAUCGCGCAUGCGCCUCCAGUGUGCCACAUGCGCGCGCGUGUACGCGACGAGCAGCGCGGGGUACGCGGAUCUCACGCUCACCGCGGGCGUCACGGAAUACGUGGAGCCGCCUCUGCCCUUCCGAUCCGAGGCCUUCAAGAGUCCUGUGUUCUCGUUCGUGUACGAAAGAGGUUACCGGCAGAACUUCACCAGAAGCGGUUUCCCAGGGCCUGACGGGGAGUUCCGAAUGGCACAGCAGUGGCUGGACAGCCACGAGGGUGGUCGCGUGGUGGACCUCAGCUGUGGCUCGGGGCUCUUCACCCGCCGCUUCGCUGCUGCAGGCGGCUGGGCCACAGUGAUCGCAGCAGACCUGUCAGGGGCCAUGCUGGAGCAGACUGCGGCGUACAUUAAAGAGGAUAAGAGCCUGACGGAAGCACAAGAGCGCAUCAUGCUAGUGCAGGCAGAUGUGGCGCGCCUGCCCUUCUGCUCUGGGUCCAUCGAUGCGAUCCAUGCCGGCGCUGCCAUGCACUGCUGGCCCUCGCCCUCUCUUGCUAUGGCGGAGAUCAACCGGGUGCUGCGCCCAGGAGGCAAGUUCGUGGCAUCCACCAUCCUCUGGCCCUCCGCUCCCUUCGGCAACGAGCUCUUCCAGUCCCUUCGCAAGUCAAUGCGUGCAGACACCACCAUGAAGCUUUGGGAGGGGGAAGAGCUGAGGGAGCUGCUGCAGCUUUCAGGGUUUGUGGAGUAUCGCCAGGAAACCAACGGGCAGUUUAUCAUGAUUUUCGGGCAGAAGGCCGAGUGA